Molecule: messenger RNA, 7678 nt
Organism: Linum trigynum
Lineage: Eukaryota; Viridiplantae; Streptophyta; Magnoliopsida; Malpighiales; Linaceae
Source: the annotation of a GenBank genome assembly
GCGAAGCUUCUUUUAAGGAAAAGCACAAUCAGGUUAUAGAAGUUUAUUAUUAUAAAGGUAUAUAUAUUUAUAGUAGUUUUAUUUGUAUAGGAAGUUGUACAAGCAUAUUCCGUAUAAGUUUUGUGAAUUAGUUUUCCUUUCCAACAAAGGAUUUUAGACCACAGGGACACCUAUAAGUUUUCUAUAAAUCGUCUCUUUGUACCUAGGGUAUUCUUCUUACUGAUUAUCUCAUUGUAGCACUACACCAUAUUGGCUCGAUGAAGCUCAUCAGUGAACUAACGCUUGGUGAUUCCUCUGCAGUAAUCAAAGUUCGCCUGCUCCACGCUUGGCGUUCAACAAAUCCAUCAUUCCCUCGGAAAGUGUUCGAUUAUGGAACACUGUGGACAGAUGAAACUGGGAUGCUCAUACAUGGCCUUUCAAGCAGUGAUCACGCUGAUGAAUUGGAAUCUAAACUGUCCAUUGGGUCCGUGUACAAAAUAAAGGAUUUUUUUGUUCGGGAAGCUAAAGCUAACUAUCAACCAUGCCAAAACAAGUUUUGCAUCUCUAUCAGCUUGAAAACUGAAUUUGAAGAGGUUACUUCUUUGAAUCCGGACUUCUGUCAAGAUAGCUAUGAGUUCUGUGCGUUUGAAAGACUGAAAGAACGACUGAAAUCUAAUGUGUUGUUAUCAGAUGUUAUUGGUUGGCUUAGCUCAAUUGGUAAAAUUGAUAAUGUGAAUACAAAGAAUGGUCCAACCAUUAUACAAAGAUUAGUACUGAAAAAUGAGAGGGGCGUCGCUUUACCUAUUACAUUGUGGGGAGACUUUGCUUCUCAGCUGAACGCUGAUGAAUUGGUCGAGACUGCCAAGACUUCACCUGUAAUAGUUGCUUUACGCGGUCUUUUGAUUGAACCGUUCAAAGGUGUUACAGCUUCAACAUCUUCUGCUGCGUUCAUAACUUUGAACCCUCAAUCUGUAGAUGUCACUGACCUGAUACAAGCGGCUUCCAAUGAGCUUGGAAUUGUUGAUUUGCUGCCCGUUAAAUUUGAAACACCUGAAAAAGCUGCUGAACAUGAAAGAGAAUUACAAAAAACUCUCGGAGAACUUAUAACCCUUCGCAGUGUGGGUGCUUCACCGAAUGAAAGGUAUAAAUGUCAAGCAACAGUAGCUGCCAUAGACGGAGAGAAGGAUUGGACAUAUCUUGGUUGCUCAAAAUGUUAUAAAGCCGUCAGCACAUGUGGUCAAAACUAUUGGUGUGAAAAGGACCAGCUAUUAUCGCCAUUGGAAGCAAAGCAAUGCUACCGCAUUCGAAUGAUUGUUCAACAAGGUGGUGACGAAGCUAUCUUCCUCCUCAUAGGAAAAACAGCAGAAGAUUACAUACACCAUCCUGCUUCUGAAUUGUUGAAAACAUUCACAAAUGCAAAUGGAAAUUUGCCAACUGCAGUUGAAGCAUUCUGCGGGCAAACAUUAAAUUUUGCCAUUCGGCUGCCUAAACAGAGGUUCAACGGCAAUGAUGGUGACUUUAUAAUAAGUAGUAUCUCUGGAAUGAUUAAUGAAACAACCAAGACACCUAAAAGGGCACUUUUCCAAUUGAAAGAUGAGAAUGCCUCUGCUACUGAUGAAAAUGUGACGGUCCAUCAACAGGAAGAACGUAAAGCAAUUCAGGAUAAAUCAUCUGCAAUGAUCGCAUCACCAACUUCUUCCACCGACGACUUGGCUUCCAUUGAAAAACUAACAAAGAAAAAACAACAGUGCAAGAAAGAUGUCAGCUCUAUACCUCGCAGCAUGAGGAAACAAACCCCUCAGAAUGACAAAGUCAUCACAAUGGAAUCACCAAAUCAUACAGCGAAUGAAAAUUCUUUGUCGGAAAAGGAAAAACAGAAGAGCCCCAACUCUGCUGAUAAUUGUUUCAAAACUGCCAAAAGGAUACAAUCACCAGCUUCAUCCGACGAUGGCUUACCUCUGAGUGAAAUACUAACCAGGAAUAAAAACUCAGCUAAGAAGACAACUGCUAAACGGAAGCAUGAAGCUGACCAAGUCAUCGAAGUUGACUCGACAAAGAUAAAACGUACAAAUUCCAAGCCAACUUCACCAUCCGCAACUUCUGUUCCACCCCCACUAAGUUCACAGGUGAUUGACCUUGAGAAGAAUUCUAUUAAGAUCCAAUCCCAUAGCACUGUCACUUCAGCUUCCAACAUUCACGCACCAUUGGCAAAAAUAAAAAAGGAAAAACUUGAUGCCCUGCCUAAAUCCAACCCAAAGGAGAAGGAUUCUCGAGCAACAGCUGCUUCUCAAGCCAUUGGGAAAAGGACACGAAGGCCUUCAACCAAAUUGACGAGUUAGGAAUAACUCAACAUUUAUCAGAACUUUUAGAAGAAUCUUUUGUUGCUCUUUUUCCUUAAACAAUUUCUAUUUCAGUCUUUACUUUAGAUUACUCUCUUUUUACCAUUCGGAGCUGUUGGAAUGUAAUACUGGAUUCAGAUUAAACUAUCUAUAGAACUGAGACAUCGGAUAUAUUUAAUCUAGCCACUUAGUUUGUCAAGACCAGUUUUGUUUCAGAUAUAAGAAAAUUAACCCAAAAAACAGUCCCAACCGAGUAUUGAAAGUUGUGACCUUCUACUGGAGACUAACUUAGUAUGAAUUACCGACCGGUACGAAAUGAUUGAAUCAUGGUUAAACCACAAUUUUUAAUAUAAAAUGUUCAAUUGUUCAUGUUUAUGGUACAACAUCAGCCACUUAGUUUGUCAAGACCAGUUUUGUUUCAGAUAUAAGAAAAUUAACCCAGAAACAGUACCAACCGAGUAUUGAAAGUUGUGACCUUCUACUGGAGGCUAACUUAGUAUGAAUUACCGACCGGUACGAAAUGAUUGAAUCAUGGUUAAACCACAGUUUUUAAUAUAAAAUGUUCAAUUGUUCAUGUUUAUGGUACAACAUCAGCUACGAUUUGAUAAUACGGAGCCAACUCACCAUCCACCUUAGUCUAAACCAUGGUUGUCAGGCCAGCAGGCGUGCCACCGGUUGUACCUGGUUCAACCGGUACCGGUCAAAAAAAUUAUUUUAUUAUUUAUUUUAUGAGUAUAAAAGUUAAAUAUUGGUGUUAUUUGUUGGAUUCAAGUAUAAUGUUUAGGUAUAGACGUUAAAUGUCGUAUUUAAAUAUGAGUAUUUAUAAUUUUAUUUAUAAUAUUGAUCGGCACAAACCGAUAUGUGCCACGGAUUGAACCAGGCGCUGUGGGGAAUUGGAGUAGUGGGAAGGAUUUCAUUCCUCUCUGGAUAAGGCCAAGAGGUUUUACUUCAUCUGCGGCAACGGCCAGUGCUUCAAUGGGAUGAAAGUCUGUGUGGUUGUUCACCCUCUGCCGCCUCCACCCUCCGGCAGCCUUGGCCUGAACCAGACGCAUUCUGCUGCUGCUCCUCCUCCGGCGGCUCUGGGUUUUGUGGGUUUGACUCUCAGACAGGCCUUGGUUAUGGGAUUUGCUUCCCUCUGGUUUGGAUCUGGUUGGAUCUAGCUGUUUAGAGACCCACGACAAUAAAAAACAACUUUACCAAUUCCCAUAUUGCUUCUCUGUAUGUCUUCCCCCUUUCUUCUUACCACUACGAAACGUCCCAAUGAUCCUUUCUUCUUGAUUAGUCCCCUCCGCCCCAAUUCUCUCUUUCUUUUACCUGGCAAGAAUUACUAAAGUCGGCCUGAUCACAGCGGCGGACAUUGAACGAAAUGGCAUUAUUCGUUCCUAUUAUUUCCUUGGAAUUGAUUGAUUCCAGCCAGUCAAAGUUCGUUGGGUCGGUGGCGGUAGCUAAGCUAAUUGAUGACAUGGUCAGCACCAAUACCUACUAUUUGUUGCAGAAGCCCGCGUCGAUCCAAUCAGGUUUAGUUCCGCCUGUUUCCACCACCAAACAUUUUACGCCUUCAAUUCGGAGUUCAGACAACUUAGCACUCCUAUAUAGCUAAUACUCUUUUGCUUGCCGCAAAAAUCUCUUCCGCCUCUGAAACCCUAUCUUCACUAUAACAACGGCGCACCAUACAAACCUUUACUCCAAACUUCAAUGAAAAAUCACGAACCUGCACUUUGACACCAUCAUUCUCUUCCUUCUCCCGCCACCAAAUACGUCAACAGCGGUAUGUAUGAAAUUGCUUCAAAGUCUUCAUUGCAAUGUCUUCCUUCUAACGGAUUCUUCUUUCAUUGUCUAUUUUAUGCUUACUGUCUAUAAAAUUUUCAGACACAAAGCUUUGAUUAACAACAAUUGUUGCACUGAUGUUGCAGCAGAAUAUACUUCGGAUCAGAGAGAAAUUACAACAAUCAACACAAGUUAUCGACUCAUCUACUGAAAACAUAUCGUAGGUAAGUCUUCAACCACUCAAAUACUGCUUACAUUUAAACAUCAUAUGUAGGCAUGCGAUGACUAUUUUAAGGAUUCCUUAGUUGUUAUACAAUCAUGGACUCAACCAAUGAGGCAAGGGAUGAGCCACAACAAAAACGAAGGAAGUGUGGGAUUCUUAGGCCAUCGACGAAGCGACCUACACCAGAAACAGCAGAUAUGCCUUCAGCAACGCCAUUGCCAAAAAGAAGGAAAUCAGGGAUUGAUAGGCGCUCACGGUUGUUCGGUCUUACAUCCUCUAAUCCAUUCUCAUGUCCAGAACAACAAACUUCAGCAGUUGCCAUGUUCAUGGGCCAAGAAACGGAAAAUAAUGUGGAUACACAAAUGGAGAAUGAACCAGUCGCUUCAGUACAACAAAUUCCUCCUCUGCCACCAGUACUCAAUAAUAUCAUCCUUGAUUUGGGAUUACCUACCAUAGCUUGCACACACUGUGGUGCACGCUUUUGGCCGCAAGAACAAGUAAACUACCAUAGAAGAAGCAACUCACCAAUCUUCACAUUGUGUUGUCAGCAAGGAAAAAUUCAGCUGCCACUUCUUAAGUCGACACCGCCUUUUCUGGAUAAGCUUCUUGAUGUCAACGGCGAUUCAAUGUCCACUCACUUUGCGAAGCAUCGACGACCAUACAAUGCUGCGUUCUCAUUUACAUCAAUUGGUGCACAACUUGAUCCACGACUAUUCAGUUCUAGAGGACCCUACUCACUGGUAAUAUGUGGUGAGAACUAUCAUCGAAUAGGUUCUUUAUUACCACCUAUUGGACAAAGACCGAAAUUUGCUCAGUUAUACAUCUUUGAUCCAUCUACAGAAGUUGAAGACAGGAUGGCAAACUUCUCAAAUAAUGACAACGUAUUGCUACCAGAAAUUGUUGAGGGGCUGAUACAAAUGCUAGAUGAGACAAAUGAGUUGGUACGAAGCUUCAGAAGAGUAAGACAAUGUCUACAGGAUCCUGCAAAUGAAAAUCUGCGCUUGAGAAUAGUGGGUUCUAGAAUACAAAAUGCAAGACAGUAUGAAUUACCUACUGGGGAAGAAGUUGCAGGCCUUAUUCCUGGAGAUUUCCAUCCUGAGAAACGCGAUAGAGAUAUUAUUGUUGAACACAGAAGUGAAGGCCUAAGAUGUAUAACGAGUUUGAACCCCAAAUAUGAUGCAUUACAUUUUCCUCUACUCUUUCCGUAUGGAGAAGAUGGCUGCCAUACAGGCAUAUCAUAUGCUCAAGAAGUACUUAAUCUAUCAGCACAUAGAAAGUGCAUGACUCAAAGAGAGUACUAUUCUUUUCGUCUGCAACAUCGAGACAGUGAAGGAACUACACUACUUAGGGGUGGGAAAGUUCUACAGCACUACAUCAUAGAUGCAUUCUGCUCGAUUGAAAAUAAUCGACUACUAUUCAUCAGGAAAAAUCAGGAUGUAUUACGAUCAGAGAUAUUUCAAGGAUUAUAUGAUGCAUUCCAAGCAGGUGAAGUAACAGGUAAAAAUUUAGGCCGGAUUAUAUUACCUUCUUCAUAUACAGGGAGUCCCCGAUAUAUGAAACAAUUGUACCUGGACGCAAUGGCGAUCUGUCAGUAUUUUGGAAAUCCAGACCUGUUCAUUACAUUCACCUGCAAUGCCCAAUGGCCCGAAAUAGUACAUGCAUUCGAGAAUACAGUCGAACUUCGAAGUGAAGAUAAACCACAUAUAGUGGAUAGAGUAUUCAGAAUGAAGUUGAAAGCUUUGAAGGACCGCAUCGUUAAGGAGAAAUUCUUUGGUACAACUGUGGCAGGUAUGAAAGCUUGAUAUAAUAUUUCUUUGUACUGAAUUCAAUUUAUAAUGAUAAUAGCAUAACGAAGGACAUGUUCUAUUCCCAGAUUUACAUACCGUGGAGUUCCAGAAAAGAGGCCUUCCUCAUGUGCAUAUUCUGGUGUGGCUAGCAGACUCGGAUAAGCCCAAAGACAUUGCAGAUAUUGAUAGAAUAAUUAGUAGUGAGAUACCAGACCCAUCUAUUGAUCCAGUCGGCUAUGAAGCAGUCAUAAAAUUCAUGUUACAUGGGCCAUGCGGUCAAGCAAAUACUUUAUCGCCUUGCAUGAAAGAUGGCCGUUGUUCAAAGCAUUUCCCAAAAGCUUUUACCUCAGAGACUAUAUAUGACCGGUUCGGGUACAUUGUCUAUAAAAGAAGGGAUACUGGAAUUUCAGUUGAAAAAGGAGGAACAAAACUUGAUAAUAGAUAUGUUGUCCCAUUCAACAGAGACCUUUUAGUAUGGUUGCAGGCACAUAUUAAUGUGGAAAUUUGCCACAAAGGAAGGCUGAUCAAAUACCUCUUCAAGUACCUUACUAAAGGACCUGAUAGAUCUUUGGUACAAGCUACAAACACAAAUUCCAGGUCAGUAGAUGUGCAACCUCCUAUUGAUGAAAUUAAACAGUAUCUGGAUUGUCGUUAUUUGUCAUCCUAUGAAGCAGCUUGGCGGAUCUAUGAAUUUCCAAUACAUGAAAGGACGCCAUCAGUGUUACGGCUUUGCGUGCAUCUCAAAAAUCAGCAUGUCGUCCCAUAUAAUGAGGAGGAACCUUUGGAAGGGGUACUGCAGCGUAAAGGAGUGGAAAAUACUAUGCUAACCCAGUGGUUCAAGCUUAAUAGAACUGAUCCAAGUGCUAGAACACUUACCUAUGCUAAAAUACCAAACAAAUAUGUUUGGGACUCUAGAAAGCGUGAUUGGUUUUUGAGGAAAAGAGGAUUCCAGAUUGGCAGAAUAGUAUACAUCCCUCCAGGGGUUGAUGAUGUGGUCUAUUUGAGAAUGCUUUUAACAAAAGCUAGAGGUGCUAAAAGCUUCAGAGACCUUAGGAAGGUGAACAAUGUGGUAUGUCGCACAUAUAAAAUCGCAUGCCAAAAAUUGGGAUUACUUUCAACAGAUCAAGAGUGGACAGCUGUGUUGCAAGAAGUCUGUCAAUGGGGGCAGCCGUCUUUAAUACGCUCUACCUUUAUUUCUUUGCUCAUGUUCUGUGAAAUUACAGAACCACUUGAUCUGUUUCAAAAAUAUUGGGAACACAUGGCAGAUGACAUGGCUUAUACAGCUCGACGACAAAGCUCUUCCGUAUACUUCGAUCCACCAUCAAGCUCUUUGCAAAAUUCUGUACUACUUGAGCUACAACGACUUCUCAGUUACUAUUCUACCACUUUACAGCAUUUUGGCCUACCAACACCAGAAUUGAGUGACUGUGACUAUACUAUGAAUAGUCUCAUUGCUGAACAGCUAGAUUAUGACAUCAAUGAACAGAAUUUGAGAGCUACUUCACUGUUGCAGUCAUUAAAUGAAGAGCAAAGGUACGCAUAUGAUGUUGUUUACAAUUCGGUGCUUUCGGCACAAGGAUCAC